ACACUGCGAUCGCGAAGUUUAUGCGCGGUAGAACAAUCGUAGCCGAUUUCGCCGAUUUCGACGAUUCGCCAUAAUGGUAGACUGACGAUGUUUUUGCGCGACGGCGACGGAUGGAUUAUGGCGAUUUUGAAGUGGAUUUUCGCCAAAAUGGCUGACGUUUGCUGAAUUUAGUUUAUAUAGGACUUUGUGGAGUGUUUCGUUUGUUUUUUUCUUGGACUAAAGACUAUUUUGAAAGAGGGUCCGUAGUACCACCGCCGCCCAUCACUAGGAAGGCAUCAGUACGACGUACCUCUAGCUCCCAACCCUCGACAGACCACAUGGAGACCUACCCAAGCAGCCAACGAACGUAUAUGAUCGGCAACCGUUUCACCAAGUACCGUGGCACCUUCCCGCACAAACAGCACCGCACCUGUCGCUCGAACACCAAUAUGCUCUUAAAAAUAGAGAAUGAACUACUCCAAAGCCACAGACAACGAGAGACCACGGGAAUAAAGAAGUUAUACAAUUCAUUCUUCGUUCUAUUUUAACUUGACACAUUCAGUUUGGAGAUUAUAUCAUUCA
Molecule: messenger RNA, 561 nt
Organism: Pararge aegeria (speckled wood butterfly)
Lineage: Eukaryota; Metazoa; Arthropoda; Insecta; Lepidoptera; Nymphalidae
Exons: 2
Coding region: 318-527 (69 amino acids)
Source: RefSeq, a predicted model, not a curated record